UGGAUUGACAGCCUCUGUAUCGUUCAGAGUGGAGAAGGUAGUGAGGAAGACUAGCUACACCAUGCGACAGAAAUACGGAAAAUCUAUGCAAGCGACAUCGUCAAUCUAGCCGCCAGUCGGUCUGCUGGCGCUGAAGGAGGUUUAUACGCAGCUCGGAACCCACAGCAUAUCAAACCGUCAGUAGUGAGAGGUCAUGGCAUCGGGUUUCUUCCGGACGGGUUGUUUCUCCUUGUUGAGGAGACCAUCACCGAGCAUGGCUGGGUUGACCAGCCUCUUAAUCGCCGCGGUUGGGUCUUCUAGGAGCGGCUCUUAUCUCCUCGCAUUUUGUACUUCGGCGAAGACCAGGUAUUCUGGGAAUGCCCCGAGAGGGAAAUGUGCGAAACCCAUCCCGCCGGCGUCAACUAACCGUUCUCGGGGCACGUCCCCCCAUUUGGUUCGCCCAUUAAAGAAGAGCUUGGUGGAAUCGAUGAAGCAGAAAGCAUCCUGAGCGAAAUGAUCGGUCAUUACACCUCAUGCCAGCUUACUUAUCCUGACAUUGGUA
Molecule: messenger RNA, 541 nt
Organism: Trematosphaeria pertusa
Lineage: Eukaryota; Fungi; Ascomycota; Dothideomycetes; Pleosporales; Trematosphaeriaceae
Exons: 1
Coding region: 194-487 (97 amino acids)
Source: RefSeq, a predicted model, not a curated record